ACAGAGGAGAGACCAUAGGUUAGAGAGUCUGUUAAUAAUUCAACAAUUAAAGAAGAAGAAUUUUUUAUUGUAGUAAUGAUUUAAAAAAUUUAAAUUUUUACGUUUAAGAUUUUUUUCAAGUUAAAAGCAUAUAUGUAAGGCCCGCAGAAUGCCAACCAUUAGUAUUAAACGUGAUGCCUUAUUUGAAGCCCUUGGAAGAACGUACGCUGACGAUGAAUUUCAGAAAAUAUGUUUCGAAUUCGGUUUAGAAUUGGAUGAAGUUACAACCGAAAAACAAAUGAUUACUAAAGAACAAGGGGAUAAUGUAAAACUAGCAGCAGAUGCUUCAGAAGAAAUUAUUUAUCGAAUUGAUGUUCCUGCCAAUAGAUAUGAUUUACUUUGCUUGGAAGGCCUUGUUCAAGGACUUCUAAUCUUUCAGAAUAAAAAACCUGUACCUAAAUACGAAGCUAUCAAGCCUGCCAGUGGGAAACUGCAAGAAUUGAUAGUUAAAUCUGACACAAAAUUAGUAAGACCUUAUGCAGUUGCUGCAAUAUUAAGGAACAUCAAGUUUACAAAGGCUAUCUAUGACAGUUUUAUAGAUUUACAAGAUAAGUUGCAUCAAAAUAUUUGUAGAAAAAGGUCAUUAGUGGCCAUUGGAACUCAUGAUUUAGAUACUGUCGAAGGGCCAUUCUUUUUUGAUGCAAAACCCCCUAAAGACAUUAAAUUUAUUCCAUUAAAUCAGGACAAGGAAUUUGAUGGAGAAGGAAUAAUGCAGUUAUAUGCUAAUCAUGCGCAAUUGAAACAGUAUUUACCUAUAAUAAAAAACUUUCCUGUUUAUCCAGUUAUUUAUGAUAGUAAUGGAAUUGUUCUUUCAUUGCCCCCUAUUAUUAAUGGAAAUCAUUCAAAGAUAACUUUACAUACAAGGAAUAUUUUUAUAGAGUGCACUGCAACAGAUUUGACAAAGGCAAAAAUUGUAUUAGACACAUUGGUUUGCAUGUUCAGUAUAUAUUGUGAAAGUCCUUUUACUGUUGAAUAUUGUCAAGUUAAAUAUCCAGAUGGAAAGUUGUACCUUUAUCCUGAACUUCGCUAUAGAGAGGAAACUGUUAGAGUCUCUAAAAUUAAUAAUUUGAUUGGUACAACAGUUAAUGCAGAUGAUGCCGCAGCUUUGUUAUCAAAAAUGUGUUUAGAGUCAAAAGUGGUUAAAAAUGGAAAAGAAUUAAAAGUCACUGUUCCCCCUUUAAGACAUGAUGUUAUUCAUGCCUGUGAUAUUUAUGAAGAUGUUGCCAUUGCUUAUGGUUAUAAUAAAAUUGAACGUAAAGUGCCCCCCACUAUGACUAUUGCUCAGCAAUUUCCUCUCAACAAAGUAUCUGAUUUAUUGAGGGAACCCAUAGCUCAGGCAGGAUUUACUGAAGCUUUAACUUUCUCAUUGUGUUCACGAGAUGAUGUUUCGACGAAGCUGGGAAGAAAAAUUGAAGAAAUUCCAGCCGUUCAUGUUUCAAACCCUAAAACAUUAGAAUUUCAGGUAUGUCGAACAUCUCUACUACCUGGGUUGUUGAAAACUUUAGCAGCAAAUAAGAAGCUACGACUUCCAAUUAAAAUUUUUGAAAUUUCAGAUGUGGUUUUGAAAGAUGUAAAAGCAGAAGUAGGCGCUAGAAACGAACGAAGGAUUUGCGCUGUAAAUUGCAAUAAAACGGCAGGUUUUGAAAUAGUUCAUGGUCUUCUUGACAGAAUUAUGCUUCUUUUGGGAGUAGAAUGGAAUCCUCAUAAGACUAACACCGGAUAUUACCUUCGAGAAAGUAAUGAUCCAGCAUAUUUUCCACGUCGAUGUGCUGAAGUGGUAUACAAUGGAAGCGUUAUUGGCAAGAUAGGAGUGCUACACCCUGAGGUUCUCAACAGAUUUGAACUAACUAAUCCGGUGUCUGUUGUAGAAAUAAAUAUUGAACCUUUUGUGUAAUACACUAAUUAUGUAUUAAUGGAACGUUCAUGUCAUUUGAUUAUAAUUCACUAAAAUA
Molecule: messenger RNA, 1991 nt
Organism: Agrilus planipennis (emerald ash borer)
Lineage: Eukaryota; Metazoa; Arthropoda; Insecta; Coleoptera; Buprestidae
Gene: beta-PheRS
Product: phenylalanine--tRNA ligase beta subunit
Exons: 9
Coding region: 149-1933 (594 amino acids)
Biological process (GO): phenylalanyl-tRNA aminoacylation
Cellular component (GO): phenylalanine-tRNA ligase complex; cytoplasm
Molecular function (GO): RNA binding; phenylalanine-tRNA ligase activity; magnesium ion binding
Source: RefSeq, a predicted model, not a curated record